CAGCCAAAGAAUUUCAAGUAGCAGCAGCAGCAGCUCGCACACCCUCCACUCUCCCAGACCUCACCUUCAGCUUUCGUUCCAAAAACCCAAGCGGAGCCAAAGCCCCCGGAACGCCACCACGUGGUAGCCAGCCGGCCGGCGCCGCAAGCACCGAGGGUACGUACAGCCUACAGGCUCUAGAGCACGGUGCCAGGCAGCCAUGGCGGCCGCCGGAGCAGCGCUGCGGCUACGCCUCCUGUACCGGAUGCUGCGCGUGGGGGAGCUCCUCGCGCUCGUGGCCUUCCUCUCCUGGUCGUCGUCCCGCGUGCCGUCUGCGGCGGCCGCCGUGCUGCGCCUCGCGGGGUCGCUCCUCCUCAACGCCCGCUUCGUCUUCGUCCUCGGCAACGCCAUCGUGCUGCUCCUCGUCGCGCUGUCGAGACACGACCUCUCCGUCUCCUCCAACCAGCAGACGAGCACGGCCAGCGCGACUGCCGCAAACCCACCGCCUCCGCAGGCCGCGCCAGCCGCCAGCGCCAGCUUCCCUUCCUUCGCCACGCCAGCUCCGACGCCUUCCGGCACCUUUUUGGAAGAAGCCGCCUCCUUCGCCACGCCGGCGGUUCCAGCGCCCGCGGCCAUGGAGGCGCCGGAGGCAGCAGCAGCCCCGGCGGCGCCCGAGACGGCGCGCGCGGGCACGGCGUUCGAGGACCAGCCUUCGGUGCGCGCGAGCAGGCUGGCGCGCGCGCCGAGGCGAAGCAGGUCGGAGAAGAUGGGCCCGCGCCUGGCGCGGCGCGCCGUGUCCCCCGAGCUGCGGCGCUCCGAGUCGGAGAACGGGCGGCGGCGGCGGUCGUCCGUGACGGCGCGCGACGCGCAGGCGUGCUGGGGCAUGGACGACGCGGACGAGUUCCGGCGCACGGUGGAGGCGUUCAUCGCGAAGCAGACGCGGUUCCACCGCGAGGAGUCCCUGACCAUGGCCGGAGCGGGCGCGCACUGUGGGGCCGACCAGGCCUUCGCCUGCGCCCUCGCCGUCGUCGAAUAAAGUUGACGUAGCGGUGGAAAACACCCUGUGCAGAGUACAUAAAGGAGAGGCUCCCCUUGCUGAACUUGUUCCGUGUUCAUACCCUCGCCGAGGGCUCUGCUGCUCCUGUUCUUCAGAUCCGGAGGCCCCUUUCUUUUUAGUUUCUCUUUUCUCGGCGCGUUCCUUCGUUUCGUUCGUCGCCCAUAGGAAACCUGCGAAAGAUCGAGUAGGCGCGAGGGGGUUUUGGAGCCGCUGGAUCGCGGAUCCAGCAGAGCGAUCGCAAAUCCUGUGGUCUGACGACGAAGGAAAUGGACUGAAUUUGCAUGCAUGUUC
Molecule: messenger RNA, 1327 nt
Organism: Panicum hallii
Lineage: Eukaryota; Viridiplantae; Streptophyta; Magnoliopsida; Poales; Poaceae
Product: predicted GPI-anchored protein 58
Exons: 1
Coding region: 200-1015 (271 amino acids)
Source: RefSeq, a predicted model, not a curated record